UAGGUCCCGCCUCCUUUCCGGUCCACCACGUGUGUCGAUCUGGACCGGAGACCGCACACCGGCUGUCCGCCAUCGACGACGGAGAGGGCCUGCCGCGGCGGCGGCGGCGGCAACAGCACCCGCCAUGGCUGACGAUCCUCCUCCAAAGACGCGCCACUUGAAGGUACGGUUCAUCCCGCCGGGUGGCUCGACGAGCGCGGAUGCGGACGCGCACGGGCCCAAAGCCCCAGCUCCGCCAUCCUCCGCCGCUCCACCGCCGCCCGCCGUGGAGCCGGCCUCCUCCGGCAUGGCGGACGAACCUCCUCCAAAGACGCGCCAGUUGAAGGUACGGUUCAUCCCGCCGCGGGGAUCGACGAGCGGGGAUGCGGACGCGCACGGGCCCGAAACCCUAGCUCCGCCUUCCUCCGCCGCUCCACCGCCGCCCGCCGUGGCGCCGGCCUCCUCCGCCCCACGGCAGCCGGAUCCGGCGGACAACCGGUCCCGACGGCCCCGACCCGGCUCGGCUCCGCCCUCCUCCCUCCGCCCUCCUCCCUCGGGCAAGGUUUUUAGCCCGACGCCGCCUUCCUCCUCGACGUCGUCCCAGCGGAAGUCUGAGCGCGGGGUCGCCAAAAUCCUGGAUCCACCGCCCUCCCGCGCCCUGAUGUCUCCAGAGGCUUCGACAGCCAUUCCCACCAGCAACUCGAGAUCUCUCAGACGAACUCCUGCGCGUGCGGCGCGUCUUGAUGCAGCUAGCCAGCACUGCCACAAGGAUGAAGCACCAACGAAGGUUGAAGACAUUUUUGCUGGUUCAAACUGGAAAGGGAAGAUUCCCCUCAAUGCUGGUGCUGAAACUCAGAAGAAAGCUGUCGCCGAUAAAUUCGCGUUCACCGGGGUGGACGCGAAUUUAUCCUAACUAGUUGCGCGCGCAACUUGAAUCAUCGCCGUCCAUCUGGGAUGCAGUCAAAUCAACCUACCCCACCACGGUCCCAGCCAUGCAGUGUAUUCCUGGGCAUGUGAUAUUCUGAUGUUUGUAUAACGAGCCGUAUCGCGUCGUUUGUGGGCCAGUGGCCUAUAGAUUCUUCUGCCAUGCAGUACUGUUAGCCCAGGUCCUUUUGAUUCCCCGUGUGGAUAGCGAUGUGCAUCAACCACGCGUGGAGACACAAUAUCUGUUGCGCAUGAUUUAUUUGGCUGGU
Triticum dicoccoides is the source of this 1172-nucleotide messenger RNA. RefSeq names its product vegetative cell wall protein gp1-like. The record is from RefSeq and is a predicted model, not a curated record. Lineage: Eukaryota; Viridiplantae; Streptophyta; Magnoliopsida; Poales; Poaceae. The transcript is spliced from 3 exons. The coding region runs from base 125 to 892 and encodes 255 amino acids.